UCUAAGCGCCGGGUCCUUCUUCCUCCUGCUCUGGAACCUUCUGAGCCGGUACCGCGGCGACACCUGUUAAUCUGAGUCCAUCCGAGACCGAACCGCGGUGUUUCAGCUCAGGGACUCACUCGUCCCGUCCUGAAGAUUCAUCUUAACAUUCUCCAUCGAUUAUUAAGUCAAGAUGCCAGAAGCGAUGGCGGCACCGAGGGUCUCAAACGGAGGCAGAAACAAAGGGGGGGCGUAUGUGGACCGCGACAAGCCGGCCCAGAUUCGGUACAGUAACAUCUCCGCCGCCAAAGCUGUUGCAGAUGCCAUCAGGACAAGUCUGGGACCAAAGGGCAUGGACAAGAUGAUCCAGGAUGAGAAAGGUGACGUGACCAUUACCAACGAUGGGGCCACCAUCCUGAAGCAGAUGCAGGUGCUCCACCCUGCCGCCAAAAUGCUGGUGGAACUGUCCAAAGCCCAGGACAUCGAGGCUGGAGACGGCACCACCUCCGUUGUAGUGAUCGCUGGAGCUCUGCUGGACGCCUGCUCCAAGCUGCUGCAGAAAGGCAUCCACCCGACCAUCAUCUCGGAGUCGUUCCAGAAGGCCAUGGACAAGGGCGUGGAGGUGCUGACGGCCAUGAGCCGGCCGGUGCAGCUGAGCGACCGCGAGACGCUGCUCAACAGCGCCACCACGUCGCUGUGCUCCAAGGUGGUGUCCCAGUACUCCAGCCUGCUGGCCCCCAUGAGCGUGGACGCCGUGAUGCGGGUCAUCGACCCGGCCACGGCCACCGGCGUCGACUUAAACAACAUCAAAAUCAUCAAGAAGCUUGGAGGGACCAUCGAUGACUGUGAGCUGGUGGAGGGCCUGGUCCUGACCCAGAGGGUGGCCAGCACCGGAGUCAGCCGUGUGGAGAAGGCGAAGAUCGGCCUCAUCCAGUUCUGCCUGUCUCCUCCCAAAACUGACAUGGACAACCAGAUCGUGGUGUCGGACUACGCCCAGAUGGACCGUGUGCUGCGGGAGGAGCGCGCCUACAUCCUCAACAUGGUGAAACAGAUCAAGAAAGCCGGCUGCACCGUGCUGCUCAUCCAGAAGUCCAUCCUCAGAGACGCUAUGAGCGACCUCGCCCUGCACUUCCUCAACAAGAUGAAGAUCAUGGUGGUGAAGGACAUCGAGAGGGAGGACAUCGAGUUCAUCUGCAAGACCAUCGGCACGAAGCCCAUCGCCCACAUCGACCACUUCACUGCGGAGAUGCUCGGCACAGCAGAGCUGGUGGAGGAGGUCAGCCUGGACGGCUCCGGCAAACUGGUCAAGAUCACAGGCUGCACCAACGCCGGGAAGACGGUGAGCAUCGUGGUCCGAGGGUCCAACAAGCUGGUGAUCGAGGAGGCGGAGCGCUCCAUCCACGACGCUCUGUGCGUCAUCCGCUGCCUGGUCAAGAAGAGGGCUCUGAUAGCCGGUGGCGGCGCCCCGGAGAUCGAGCUGGCCGUGCGUCUGGCCGAGUACUCGCGCACGCUGGCCGGCAUGGAGGCCUACUGCGUGCGGGCGUACGGCGACGCCCUGGAGGUGAUCCCCUCCACGCUGGCGGAGAACGCCGGCCUGAACCCCAUCUCCACGGUGACGGAGCUCCGCAACAAACACGCGCAGGGAGACAAGAUGGCCGGCAUCAACGUCCGCAAGGGAGGAAUCUCCAACAUCCUGGAGGAGCUGGUGGUGCAGCCACUUCUCGUCUCCAUCAGCGCCCUGACUCUGGCCACAGAGACGGUCCGCAGCAUCCUCAAGAUCGACGAUGUGGUGAACACCCGAUAAAAGUCUGCUCGUACCGCGAGGGAUCAGCGGACUCUGUCAGCGCCGUCUGUUCAGUUCAGCUCUAGUUGUUCACGUUACAUAAUUUAAUAAAAAAACGCUUGUUUUUUUUGUUGACACUCCA
This is a messenger RNA of Mugil cephalus (flathead mullet), 1904 nucleotides long. It is a transcript of the gene cct4, whose product is annotated as chaperonin containing TCP1, subunit 4 (delta). The coding region runs from base 173 to 1783 and encodes 536 amino acids. The transcript has 13 exons. The record is from RefSeq and is a predicted model, not a curated record. Gene Ontology annotation, biological process: protein folding. Gene Ontology annotation, molecular function: ATP-dependent protein folding chaperone; ATP hydrolysis activity; ATP binding. Gene Ontology annotation, cellular component: chaperonin-containing T-complex. Lineage: Eukaryota; Metazoa; Chordata; Actinopteri; Mugiliformes; Mugilidae.